This is a messenger RNA of Physcomitrium patens, 999 nucleotides long. The record is from RefSeq and is a predicted model, not a curated record. Lineage: Eukaryota; Viridiplantae; Streptophyta; Bryopsida; Funariales; Funariaceae.
AUGCCACGUGUUGAGACGACCGGAAGUCAACCAAAUACUUUCCACACAAAACACGAGUGGAACCAUUCGAAGUGUUUUGCUCGCUCGAAAUCGAUUGCGGGCGAUUAUGGUGACAUCUGGAUGCUGAUCGGUGAUUGUUUUAGAAGAUUCAGUUUGUUUGGUUGGGGUGUCGGUGGAUUGCUUUGUGAGAAAGUGGUCGCGGCUCUGUUGCUGCAUUUUAGAGAACGUGACUGUGUAGAGGGCACAAGUACAUUGUAUAGUGGAGUGGUAAUGGGAGAAUAUGCAGCAGGAGGGGGGGAAAUCCGGGUUCGCCUCGGUUUCAUAGUAACAUCUAAAGUCCUAAUGCUCGAUCGCGAUUUUCACCCUUUACACCCUCUGGUAUUGCCCACUUUACUUUCCGCUUCUCCUGGCUCAUUACCAAGAGCUGGACCACCAACAUGGCAAAGUGGUCCUCCUGGCCCUCAGUUUAGGCCAUAUGUUCCCGGCCAACAUCCUGGACCCCCUAAAACCCUGGCAGAUCGGUGUCUGAAUUCCGUUUCUUCAGUACCAGUAAGACCUCCAUUAGCUUACCGUCCAGGAGGUAACCCCGUGGGUUUUCAGCCAUUCCAAACUGCACCUCUUGUCCCUGGUCCACCGCCUCCAUUCUUUGCUAGGCCCCCGCCUCCAGGAGGUCCGCCCAUGGCAGGUCCUCCUGGUGCUCGCCCACCUUCUUUAUCUGCUUCUCCGAAUUUCGCAUCUGUAGGUUCAGCUGGUCAUACAAACUCUCCGGGUAGUCCUCGGUUCCGACCCGGUGGUGGCGCUGGAAGACCCCAUCAGGAAUCAGGGUAUGGUCCUCUGGCUAGCUUCCCUACUUAUCCUGGCCCUCCACUACCGCCUGGAGCGUUGUCUCCACCUUCAAGCACUAUGCCAUUGUUUACUAGUCCAUCGCAGGCUCCUCCUCCUUUGGGUUCUCGGUUUGGACAACCACCUCAGCCACUAGUAUCGGCGGGACAACAAUAA